AUGCGUGACACCUGCUUGCGUCUCUCCCCUCUUAAGCUUCGCGCCUGCCUCCCACCUGCCCAACCACAAUUGUUCUCCCCUUCUCAGCCUCCCCUCCUCAGUCUCGCCUUUUCAGUCUCGCCUUCUCCGUCUCGCCUUUUCAGUUUCGCCUCCUCAGUCUCUCCUUCUCAGUCUCCCCUUCUCAGUCUCCCCCUUCUCAGUCUCGCCUUCUCAGUCUCGCCUUCUCACUCUCGCCUUCUCACUCUCGCCUUCCCACUCUCGCCUUCUCACUCUUGCCUUCUCAGUCUCUCCUUCUCAGUCUCUCCUUCUCAGUAUCUCCUUCUCUGUCUCGCCUUCUCACUCUCGCCUUCUCACUCUCGCCUUCUCACUCUCGCCUUCUCACUCUCGCCUUCUCACUCUCGACUUCUCACUCUCGCCUUCUCACUCUCGCCUUCUAAGUCUCGCCUUCUCAGUCUCGCCUUCUCUGUCUCCCCUUCUCAGUCUCUCCUUCUCAGUAUCUCCUUCUCAGUCUCGACUUCUCACUCUCGCCUUCUCAGUCUCGCCUUCUCAGUCUCGCCUUCUCAGUCUCGCCUUCUCACUCUCCCCUUCUCAGUCUCUCCUUCUCAGUCUCGCCUUCGCACUCUCGCCUCCUCAGUUUCGCGGGUCUCGCCUUCUCAGUCUCGCGCUCUCAUCAGUCUCACCUUCUCAGUCUCGCCUUCUCAGCUCGCCUUCACACUCUCCCUUCUCCGUCUCACCUUCUCAGUCUCUCCUUCUCACCUCGCCUUCAAAGUCUCUCCUUCUCAGUCUCCCCUUCUCACUCUCGCCUUUGCACUCUUGCCUUUUCAGUUCCGCCUACUCAGUCUCACCUUCUCAUCUCCCCUUCUCACUCUCCCCUUCUCAUCUCCCCUUCUCAGUCUCUCCACGAGGCAAUCGGGGUGGUAUGCACCGUCGCUCACUUCGGCCCACAAAGCAGCAGCAACACCCCGCAACGCCCAUGCAUUCCCCCCCGUCCACUUCAACACCUCCUUCCUGUCUCCUGUCUCCCGCCUCGUUCUGCAGGAGGCAAUCGGGGUGGUACGCACCCUCGCUCACUUCGGCCCGCGCAGCAGCAGCAACCUGAGCUACUGGGGGCUGGCGGGGUGUGUGAAUUACAACGCCAUGUCAGACUAUAACCUCCAUGCGGAUGCAAUCGGCAACUUCAGCACGGGCACCAUCCUCAUGAUCGUCACCCGCCAAGACAGCGCAGCAUCUACACCACCUUUCCCUGCUCCUCUCCUCCCCGCCCUGCACUCCAGGCCUCUAGUGGAGCGCAUCGUCGGGCAUCCAAUCCAGUCAGUGCUGGGCCUGCCCGCCCCGAAGGAGUUUUACGGAGUGAACGUGUUUGGCAGCGCAGCGUCUACACCACCUUUCCCUGCUCCUCUCCUCCCCGCCCUGCACUCCAGGCCUCUAGUGGAGCGCAUCAUAGGGCAUCAGAUCCAGUCAGUGCUGGGCCUGCCCGCCCCGAAGAAGGAUCUGUACGGAGUGAACGUGUUUGGCAGCGUCAACCCCGACUUUCCCAUAAUGCCCUUCACCGACUUCUUUCCUCUGAUCCCUCCGGACCUCCGUGACAACCUCCUAAGAGGACAGACCGUUGCGGGUGCUCCUCUCUCCACUGGACCCGGAUAUGUGGCAAUCGUGUUUAUCAUUCCCAUCUUCCGCCAUCCUCUGCCAGCGAGUGCAUCUGUGCAACAAAUUCGAGACAGCAUAAGCAUUGCGUGGGCUGGUGUGGUUCAUCUUGAAAUGAGGGCCCGCGACAUACUGCACAUGCUUGAAAAUGGAAGCACUACAUACUCAUUUGCCAUGUACGACACCACGGAAGCAGGCGUGCUGAAGCAUAUAUACGGCCCCGAAAAGCCACGGCUGGAAAGCGGUUCCGCCUUUCCCUUUGUGCUGCCCACGCCCAUGAUUGCCCCACCCGAGCAUGUGGAGCCUUUUCCCGAGAACAUGAUGGGGCGCACAUUCGAAGCCCACUGCGGGUUCCAGGUUCCCCCACCUACUUGGGACCUGGUCUAUGCUCCCAUGCUGCUGGGUCUGCUGGUGCUGCUGGUGGCAGUACUUCUGUCCACCGUGAUUGCAGUGCUGGCUUGGAAAAGGAGAAAUAUUGAGGCGGAUGUGAAGGAGAUUCAGAUAUGCACGGCCAUCUUGGAGCGAGCUGAGCGGUCCAAGAGUGAGGCGGUGGCCAACGUCUCUCAUGAGCUGCGCACCCCAAUCAUUGGCAUGAUGG
Messenger RNA from Closterium sp. Yama58-4, 2242 nucleotides. The record is from the annotation of a GenBank genome assembly. Lineage: Eukaryota; Viridiplantae; Streptophyta; Zygnematophyceae; Desmidiales; Closteriaceae.